UCCAGGGGGCAAGGCGAGUAGGGGUUUCCAUGGUGACCGCAAACAAGGCCCCACCUGGAGGGGCCGCUACAGAGUUGCCACUACUGGGGCCACCAUGAUACCUCCCGCAGACUCUCUGCUCAAAUAUGACACCCCGGUGUUGGUGAGCCGGAACACAGAAAAGCGGAGCCCUAAGGCUCGACCUCUGAAAGUCAGCCUCCAGCAGCCUGGACCCUCAAGUUCAAUCCCACAGCCACCCAAGGCCAAGCUGCCCUCGACUUCCUGUGUCCCAGAUCCUACAAAACAGGCAGAAGAAAUCUUGAAUGCCAUCUUGCCUCCAAGGGAGUGGGUGGAAGACACACAACUAUGGAUCCAGCAGGUGUCCAGCACACCCAGCACCAGAAUGGACGUCGUGCAUCUGCAGGAGCAGCUGGACCUGAAGCUGCAGCAGAGACAGGCCAGGGAGACAGGUAUCUGCCCUGUGCGCAGGGAGCUCUACUCGCAGUGCUUCGAUGAGCUGAUCCGGGAGGUCACCAUCAACUGUGCAGAGAGGGGGCUGCUGCUGCUGCGAGUCCGGGACGAGAUCCGAAUGACCAUCGCCGCCUACCAGACUCUGUAUGAGAGCAGUGUGGCGUUUGGCAUGAGGAAGGCACUGCAGGCCGAACAGGGGAAGUCAGACAUGGAGAGGAAAAUUGCAGACUUGGAGACAGAGAAGAGAGAUUUGGAGAGGCAAGUGAAUGAACAGAAGGCAAAGUGCGAGGCCACGGAGAAGCGGGAGAGCGAGCGGCGACAGGUGGAGGAGAAGAAGCACAAUGAGGAGAUCCAGUUCCUGAAACGGACCAAUCAGCAGCUGAAGGCCCAACUGGAAGGCAUUAUCGCACCAAAGAAGUGAUAAUUUCCAUCUGGGUCUCAGCAGGCACUGUGCCCCAACAUAAGCCCAUUGUAAUAAAAAGCCAGUUUCCUGAGUGAACAAGCAAGCCAUCCCCUCCCCUGAUCACCACUCAUGUAAUUGUUACGACUGUUGCCCAGUGCCACAUAACACCCAGUGCCCGGCAGCCAGGCUCCUGGUGGGGCUACGGAAGGCGGUGUAACCUCAUAUCCAUGUGCAGCUUACAGACUGGCCUGGGGAUUUGUCAUCUCAACAACUCAGGAAGCAAGCGUUUCCCAAAGAAGCUGCUUUUGCAGCAGAUCCGGCUCACAGCUCACCUUGCACCCUGGGUUUCUCUGGCCCCGUCCUCCCACCCCGUCACCUCUCCAGUGUAACUCUUAGCAACUCAUUUCCGAGUUUGGAUAAUAAAAUCUCAUUCCCACCCACCAAGUCAGCAGGACCUUGUCCUCAGUCCGCCUGCCUCCAUGAGGAAACAACAGUAAAGACAAACCCCUGUUCACUGAGAGAAGUCCCAGUCUCUGGAGAGCUGUCUGCAUCCCAGGCCCUCCCCAUUAUUCGCCUUCUGCAGGAAGGACAUCAAAGCCUGACUCCACACUCCCUAACCAGCCAUUAACGAACAGCUAAGGAAGCAGCCACAUCUCACAGCUCUAGUCAGGUUAUGGCCUAAAGAGUUUGUAGACCCAGAAGACUUAAAUUACAGACAAAUUUCCAUCCAGGGAAGCCUGGGGCAGGAGAGGACAGUGAGCUUGGUGACACCCAUAUUAGUCAAGUGUCAUUUCCUUCAGUUGGUGGAUUUCCUUCUAGUUGCUGGGAAUGCUUCAGGUACACAGCACCCCUGAAGGAGUGUCAGAAAGGACUCACUUCUUGGCGGCUUUGACCUCCAUCCCAGUCAAGGCUUACUGCAAGGCUUAUGACCCCAAGAGCUGUUCUGAGUUGAAUAUACCGUAACACUCUGACCUUACACUACAGGUCACGUCCUUGACUCUCACUCAGUAUCCUCAGGAAGUAGGUCUCCACUAAAGCAACCUGCACGGAAAAGCAUCUAUGCCCUAACAAACCCAAGCAGACUCCAUACAGCUGCUGGAGCACUCCUCAUUCCUCCAGCCUCACCAUCAAGUACUUGUGCUUUACAGCUUUUAGGCUCCAAUGAUCCUCAGCGCUGCUCAGUAGAGUAAGAAACACACACAUCUGUAGUAGACACAAGGGGCAGGUCAAGUGUUUGAAGAACUCUCUGGGGCUGGGGAUUUACUGCUGUCAUUAGCACUGGGGUACAGCUCAACUGCUAAGCUUCCUAAGCGUGUUGUGUCUUACAGAUGCCAACUGGGCAUGAAAAAAUGAGCACAAUUCCGAAUGCAUAAUUUUUGUAUAAUUUAAUAAACAACUUUCUAGAUGUUA
Molecule: messenger RNA, 2263 nt
Organism: Mesocricetus auratus (golden hamster)
Lineage: Eukaryota; Metazoa; Chordata; Mammalia; Rodentia; Cricetidae
Gene: Dnali1
Product: dynein axonemal light intermediate chain 1
Exons: 6
Coding region: 95-871 (258 amino acids)
Cellular component (GO): axoneme; filopodium
Molecular function (GO): dynein heavy chain binding
Source: RefSeq, a predicted model, not a curated record